Messenger RNA from Wickerhamiella sorbophila, 1164 nucleotides. RefSeq names its product Vacuolar calcium ion transporter. The transcript has a single exon. Lineage: Eukaryota; Fungi; Ascomycota; Dipodascomycetes; Dipodascales; Trichomonascaceae. Gene Ontology annotation, cellular component: fungal-type vacuole membrane. Gene Ontology annotation, molecular function: calcium:proton antiporter activity. The record is from RefSeq and is a predicted model, not a curated record. Gene Ontology annotation, biological process: calcium ion transmembrane transport; intracellular calcium ion homeostasis. Bases 1 to 1164 code for a protein of 387 amino acids.
AUGAGCGUUAGUUUGGACGGUCCGACCAAAAAGUCGUUUGGGCAAAAUGUGAUUAUUCUGACGAGAUCAAACAUUGUCAAUGUGCUGCUGCCGUUUGUGCCAAUUGGGAUUUUCGCUGGCUAUAUGGGCUACGGGGCCAUUACCGUUUUCGUGACCAACUUUUUGGGGAUCGUGCCUCUGGCCGGGCUGCUGGCGGACGCCACGGAGAUUCUCGCGGACUCUAUGGGACAGACUAUUGGCGGAUUGCUGAAUGCUACAUUCGGCAACGUCGUCGAGCUGAUCGUCGCAGUUGUCGCUCUCAAAAGCGGUGAAAUCCGUCUGGUGCAGACGUCGAUGCUGGGGUCGAUUCUCAGUAACUUGCUACUGGUGCUGGGAUGUGCGUUCGUGGCCGGCGGUUACAACCGUCUGCAGCAGUCGUUCAACAUGACUGCAGCGCAGACCAUGUCAUCGCUGAUGAUGGUGUCGAUCGUUUCGUUGCUGAUCCCGGCUGCAUUUGUGUUUGCAGUCCCCGGGGCGUUGACGAGCGACAUUGUGCGAAUUUCCCGCCAGUCGUCCAUUAUUCUGCUGCUCAUCUACGUGCUUUACCUGAUUUUCCAACUGCACACCCACCGGCAAUUUUUCGAGGGUGACACCCAGGCCGUUGAAGAAGAACGCAGGCCCGACGCAUCCUUCUCGCGUGCGGAGUGCAUUACUUUGCUGGCUAUUAUCACGCUUGCAGUUGCAGUGUCUGCAGAUUACCUUGUUGCGUCAAUUGACAGUUUGGUGGAGGUUACAGGCAUUUCAAAGACGUUUGUGGGUAUGAUUUUGUUGCCGAUCGUCGGUAAUGCCGCAGAACACGUAACAGCAAUUCUCAUGGCGAUUCGCAACAAGCUCGACCUGACCAUGAACGUUGCAGUGGGCUCGUCAAUGCAGAUCGCCCUGUUCCUGCUGCCCUUCCUUGUCGUGCUCGGCUGGUGCUUAGAUCAGCCCAUGAGCCUGUACUUCCAUGGCUUUGAAACCACAAUCAUGUUUGUGUCGGUGCUGCUGGCCAACUCGCUCAUCCAGGACGGCGAGUCCAACUGGCUCGAGGGCGUGAUGCUCAUUGGUACCUAUACAAUUAUUGCCAUGGCGUUCUUGUCCUACCCCAACAUCGAGACCGACUUCUGGUCGGCAAUUAGAAAGUAG